This is a messenger RNA of Mesocestoides corti, 459 nucleotides long. The record is from the annotation of a GenBank genome assembly. Lineage: Eukaryota; Metazoa; Platyhelminthes; Cestoda; Cyclophyllidea; Mesocestoididae.
AUGUCCGCAUUAGCAAGACGUUUGCAAAAGGAACUCAUAAGCCUGAAGGAGUCGCCUGUUAAGGAUUUCUUCAAAAUGGACGACCCGGAAGACAACAUGACAUCGUGGUCUGGACUGCUUUAUCCUGAUAGCCCACCCUACGAUAAGGGUGCUUUCAAAAUCUUAAUCAACUUCAGUGCAGAAUAUCCUUUCAAGCCACCGAAACUCGUUUUUAAAACCCAAAUUUAUCACCCCAAUGUGGACGAAAAGGGUCAAAUAUGUUUUCCAGUGAUCUCCCGAGAGAAUUGGAAACCCACAACAACGAUAGGUUGUGUGAUUGAGAUGCUUCAGGCUUUGGUUGCGAACCCCGAAAUUCAGCACCCCCUUCGCCCCGAUCUUGCUGAAGAAUAUCAGAAGGAUCGCGCCACAUUCUAUAGGAAGGCUGCUGAACACACUGCUCUGCAUGCCAUCAAGCGCUGA